UCUCUGUUGGUGACUGAGUGGUAUAAAGGAGGAUGCCGCCGCCGGAGCCGCACUGCGCCCUCCGCUCCCGCUCCAACAGGUUCACGUUCACCAUGCUGUCCACCCUGCUGACCGUCUGCGGCCUGGUGGCCUCCGGGAUGGCCGCCUGCCCCGACAUCCCCUCCCUGGAGGUGUUCGACGCUGCCCAGUACGUCGGCCAGUGGUACGAGAUCCAGAAGUACCCUCUGAUCGGUGAGCUGGGCGAAACCUGCGUCCAGGCCAACUACACUGCCCAGGCUGACGGCUCCGUGCGCCUAGAGAACCGCGGCAAGAAGCCCGACGGCUCCAUCGACUCAAUCCAGGGCACGGCACGCGCCGAGGACCCCGAGCACCCCGCCUCGCUCAGCGUCUACUUUGACGAGGGAUUCCGCGGCGAGUACAACGUGAUCCGCACCGACUACAGCGCCUCGGCGCUGGUCUACGCCUGCACACCGCUGGGAGACAUCAGCCUGGAGUACGUCUGGUUCUUGUCCCGUGAGGCCACCAUGGACCAGGCGGUGCAGGACGAGUACAUCCAGAUCCUUACCGAUGCUGGGUCGGAUAUCAGCCAGCUGGAGGAGACGCCGCAGGACUGCGGCAGCCUCUUCUGAGCUGUACAGAGGGAAUAGAGGGGAAUUUUAACCACCGGAUGAUAUAAAGGAAGGUGCGACGGGCAUUUGUCUGACCUGUGUUUCCUGUCAAACAGGGCUGGAGAGUUUGUUUUGUAUUCUGACUUACUUAUCAUUGUGCUGCAACAUGUGAUACACGUGAUAAAUAUAUGCUGAUCUGCUA
Molecule: messenger RNA, 810 nt
Organism: Amphibalanus amphitrite
Lineage: Eukaryota; Metazoa; Arthropoda; Thecostraca; Balanomorpha; Balanidae
Product: apolipoprotein D-like
Exons: 2
Coding region: 33-629 (198 amino acids)
Source: RefSeq, a predicted model, not a curated record